Molecule: messenger RNA, 935 nt
Organism: Ziziphus jujuba (common jujube)
Lineage: Eukaryota; Viridiplantae; Streptophyta; Magnoliopsida; Rosales; Rhamnaceae
Exons: 5
Coding region: 9-659 (216 amino acids)
Cellular component (GO): chloroplast inner membrane; chloroplast thylakoid membrane
Source: RefSeq, a predicted model, not a curated record
AAUAUUGGAUGGUUAAAUCAGAUAAGAAAUAUAAAAUUAAUAAACAAAAUAAAAGCCGCCGAAGAGAAGAGCAUUGGUUGGGGGGCAGAAAGGGAAAUGAAAAAUUAAAGCUUAUACAAAAUUUGGUCAUUCUACAGGGAGAGAGAGUGUGUGUGUUCGUUUGGAUCUUUUGGAGGUUGAUGAAAAUGGCUACCUGCUUCGCUCCACUCUCCAUCUCAGUUGGAUCUCAGCUGAAGACGCGCGAGCUCUUCUUAUCCACCAACUCCAAUUCAUUUGGGAAAACUCCUAAACUCACCGUUCAUACCAAAACCAACCGCAAAUUUUCUCUUCGUUCCGACUACCGCAGUGACGCUAAUAGCGGAGGGGGGGGCGACUUUGUUGCGGGUUUUCUUCUAGGAGGGGCAGUAUUUGGAACUCUAGCUUACAUUUUUGCUCCACAGAUUAGAAGAUCGCUGCUUAAUGAAGAUGAAUAUGGAUUCCGCAAGGCAAGGAAACCAAUAUAUUAUGAUGAAGGCUUAGAGAAAACCAGGCAGACCUUAAAUGAAAAAAUAGGUCAGCUCAACUCAGCCAUUGACAAGGUAUCUACACGUCUGAGAGGUGGAAACAACUCGACCAAAGUGCCUGUUGAAAGUGAUCCGGAAGUAGAGGCUACCAUUUGAUGUGAGAUAGGUUUCUGUUUACUUUUGGUGUCAAAUGAUACUUGGCCUUGGAUAAAUGUAGCCUUGGUCGUUAUAGACCACACCACCAUAUAAUUCAUAUUUGGUUAUGUAACCACUCAGUGGUCUUACCAUAAUUUUUUUUUUUUUUGGAGGUUGUUUUUCCUUCCUUUUCGAGGAUUUGACCAUAACUUGUUUUCAUUUCUGGAUUACAAAAAAAUUUUAUAUGUUGGUUAUAAGAUUAGUGGCCUCCUUCUCCUACAAGUAUUCAUUGGCUUU